Corticium candelabrum is the source of this 2478-nucleotide messenger RNA. Its product is annotated as von Willebrand factor D and EGF domain-containing protein-like. The transcript has 6 exons. The coding region runs from base 1 to 2478 and encodes 825 amino acids. The record is from RefSeq and is a predicted model, not a curated record. Gene Ontology annotation, cellular component: plasma membrane; protein-containing complex. NCBI's taxonomy places the organism in Eukaryota, Metazoa, Porifera, Homoscleromorpha, Homosclerophorida, Plakinidae. Gene Ontology annotation, molecular function: calcium ion binding. Gene Ontology annotation, biological process: heterophilic cell-cell adhesion; establishment or maintenance of epithelial cell apical/basal polarity.
AUGGACAUUACAAGACAUUUGAUGGACGACAGACAGACAGACAGACAGAGACAGACAGACAGACAGGCAAACUGUACAGGACAGACAUACAAACAGACAGACAAUCAGACCAACGUACAAACCAACUUUAAUACAAACAGCCAGCAAACAUACCAGAUAGGACACAAACGUUACCUUCAUCUUUCUGUCUUUUGUAGGUUCUUUGACUUCGCAGGCCGUGGAGAGUUCUCACUGGUGCGCAGCUCUGCAAGCAACUUGCUAAUUCAUAGUCGCGUGUGGCCUUGUCCAGCUGGCAACAGGGACUACUCUUGCACUUGUGGUGUGGCCAUUCAGGAAGGAUUUGAUCUUGUUGUGGUUGAUAUGUGUCAGUGGCAGGACAAGGACAAGAGAAGAGUGCGUGCUCUUCCUGUGCGGAUAAAGAAGAGAAGCCAAGGAACGUUAGGAAACACAAUGAAAGUUUUAGCUAAUGAAGGAAGGACUAGUUACAAGAUUGAAACAUCGUCUGGUGUUGUUGUUACCUUCCACCUUAUCCCACAUGGUCUCAAUGUCUUCAUCCAUGUCCCUGAAGAUCAUUUCCGGUCAACAUCUGGUUUAUGUGGCAACAACAAUGCCAAUCUUAAUGACGACUUACAAGGGCCACACGGCAACCAACAUGUAAAUAUCAAAAGUUUUGGCUCAUCGUGGAGAGUCAUCCAAGAGCAAAACAGCUUGUUUACUCGCAUCGUAAGAUCUACUGGAUCUACUAGUGAUGCACUAUUGCAUUGCCAAUGCAAGAGCCAAACAAAUAGCCACGUAGAGUUGCCAUUGUGUGACACGGAGAUGAUUUAUCAGUUGAAGCGAUUGCGAACCGCUGAGUAUGAUAAUGACAUCAGCAAACGUGUUGGGACUGUUUCAACAUUAAGUGGUAUUCAACCCUAUUCGUCUGACAUUGCAGAUGUCUAUGACUUCAAGGUUGUUUCGUUGUCGGCUCGUGUGCCAAGUUUUCCAACAGAAAGUGGAAUCACACUGGCAAGAGCGAGAACGCAUUGUAGGAAUGUGCUGUCAAGCAGCAUCGUCGCUCGAGGGUGUCAUGUGGAUGUGGAUAGGAUCGUACCGAUGUGUGUGGACGAUGUUAGGUGGUCAGACUCGCUUGAACAGCCUCGACUUCUCAUUCCAGUUCUCAUGCAAAUGUGUGAAGCGUCUGUAUUCUCUAACGUGUCACUUUGGUCACAAUCGUUUACCCCAACUACAAGUCUAUCGUCCAUUUUCCAACCACCAACAUUUGUUCACUCGUCUCUUUGCUUGUCCGACUGUAGUGGACAUGGUAGAUGUGUUGCUAGUCAGUGUGUCUGCGAUGCUGGCUAUAUAGGCAGUGACUGCUCGUUUAGUUCUCGUGUUGCUCCUCGUGUGUUUGGCUUUGCAAACAACGGAGUGUGUGACUUGAAUGUCGAUUCAUGUCCAGCUGUUAAUGUCCUCGGUGAUGGCUUCAUUGAUUCCGAGCGUCUGAUGUGUAUGUUCUACGACGGACCGGCUGACAGACAAGCUGAGAGAACGGUCGGUGUUUUUGAGAGUCGACAUGAAGUCAUAUGUGAAUUGCGUUCUCCUGACAAGAUGAAAACAAUCGAUGCGAUUGACAUUCGUGUGACCACUGAUGGCAGACGAGCAAGUAAUCGUAUCACAUACGUCCGGUAUGACUCAAGAUGCGUCAACUGCUCAAGGCCAGGAGAAUGUGCCAUCAAGUCAGGAAGAUGUGUAAUUGACAAUCAGUGUUUUGUCGAGGAUGAGAUGAGCGAAAGUGAUUGGUGCAAUCAAUGCCAGCCAAGUCAAAGUCAAACAGAGUGGAGCCCACGAGCAGACAAUGCCGCGCCUUCAUUUACAUUUCAACCUUCAGAUGCCGUGCUCAUCAGAGGCGACACGCUCACUCUACAACUGUUAGCCAGUGAUCCUGAAAAAAGAUUGUUCUUGUUCAGUGUGCAACCUUCGUCUCAAUCAGGCAUGUCGUUGUCACGUUUUGGUCGGUGGAAAUGGACGGUGCCAAACAGUGCGGAACUACAAGAGUAUAAGUACACAUUCUAUGCGGUCGAUGAAUGUGGUGCACAAUCAGAGCCAUUGGAAUUAUCAGUGACCAUCCAGGCAUGUUCGUGUCACAAUGAAGGAACAUGCAGGAAUGAUCCUAAUCAUCCUAUCGGAUCCGGACGAUACACUUGUGAGUGUGCUGAGGGAUUCACAGGCCAAAACUGUCAGACAACCAUCAAUAACUGUGUAAGCAAUCCGUGUCUUUCUGCAGGCAAAUGUAUUAACGGCUUGAAUAGCUACACGUGUGACUGUCCACUGGGGUAUACAGGCCUCACAUGUCAAACAGCUAUUGACCAUUGUUUAUCCAUCCCGUGUAUGCAUAAUGGAACCUGCUCUACAUAUGCCGACCGAUUUGUUUGCGAUUGCCCAUCUGGAUAUUCAGGACUCAUUUGUGAUUUUGAUAUAGACGAGUUUGCUAUGUGA